AUGGAUCACACUGCGUGCACUGCUGCCAUACAAUCCGACUUCUGCAGAACCAUUUCUGAAAUAACGGCAUUGAUUACAAGAAAUAGUCAGCAUUUGCUGCUCUGCGGAGUGGAUCCAAAGAUCAUAUCGACCGUUACUGAACUAAUAGAGACACAUGCAACUAGUGUUGGCAGAGACACUGUCCACAUUCAUUCUACAUCGCAUAAGGACCAGAACCCACAGGGAAAGGUUUUUUUCAUUCGCAUUUCACACUGCACAACCACAUCUAUACAAUCGCUGGUGUAUUACUAUCUACACAAGUCAAGAACAUCCGAAUGCUGCCUGAUACUCAUCUCGGAUUCAUGCACAGCACUCGAUGCAUUUGAAAGACGCGUAAAAUCAAGAUUUAAUCACAGAGUGUUUUUCCUUGGGUUUCUUUGCCUCGAAUCAUACACACGUCUGUACUUCAAUGCAAUGGGAAAACACGUUUCAUCCACAGAAGAGCUCACAGAUCAUGAAAAGAAUUCGGUAGCCAGGUUGCAUCACACAGAUCCAAGCAUGGCUACUCUUGAGAAGACCAUCCUCGCUCACAAAUACAGCAUCCCAGAGUACUCAAUCGAAACACUCUACAAUCUGCUCGACUCUGUUCACAUCACACUUAUUACAAUAGCAACAAAAAAACGAAUAAAAUACACCAACUGUGUUUCUGAGUUCAAGGCAUUUACUUCAGGUGCCAACGAGCUGAAGAAAACCAACCCGAUCGAAAUCGUCUUCUGCUUCUUGGACCUAAUCAACUCAGGUAUCAUAGGCAUCGAUGGAGAUCUACUGAUUGAUGUAAACUGCUUCAAAAGAUACGUCAUCAACAACAGACAGGUAUAUCUCAAAGCACUGCUACACAAAAACAUCCCAUAG
Ordospora pajunii is the source of this 891-nucleotide messenger RNA. RefSeq lists its product as uncharacterized. The coding region runs from base 1 to 891 and encodes 296 amino acids. The transcript has a single exon. NCBI's taxonomy places the organism in Eukaryota, Fungi, Microsporidia, Ordosporidae. The record is from RefSeq and is a predicted model, not a curated record.